Messenger RNA from Auanema sp. JU1783, 1467 nucleotides. Lineage: Eukaryota; Metazoa; Nematoda; Chromadorea; Rhabditida; Rhabditidae. The record is from the annotation of a GenBank genome assembly.
AUGAGUAAAGAAGAGCUGUGCGAAGACUUUCGGUCGAUAACAGGUUGCCGGAAUUCGCAGGAGAUAAAUCAGUAUCUUGAAGCAUGCUCAUACGAUUUGCCUACCGCUGUAGAUUUAUUUUUUGCUCGUGAUGCCUUAGCAGGUUCCUCUGAAGGUGACCCUCCAUUGGUGAACGAUGAGCCUAUGACAUGUGAUGAUGAUCCCCAUGUCGUUCAGCAACGCAAAGUUCCUCCAAUCAAAGCAAAAGCUAAUGGUAAAUGUAACAAUCGGAGUAACAAUUUGCCUCCUGUUUGUAUGGAACCAGAGGUUCGACCACCGAUGCAAUUUUCUAGGGGAGCAUUAGUGCAGCAAACAUUCAAUCAACAAUAUGGAUCUCGGACGCGUGUUCAUAGCGCUUUCAACAACGAAGUGAGGGACUAUCGACAAGAAGCUUUGGAACAAGAACGGAGUUUGAGAAGAGCUCAGAAUGGUUUGGCUUUUGAAGCGAAUAAUGCUUCAGUAGAUUUAAGGGGGAAUAAUCGUUCAACGAAUACUUUAUCUUUUCUUUUUCGUCCACCUGUUGAUAUCAUGUUCAGCGGGACUUGGGAAACGGUCAAAAGCAUGGCUUCCAGAGCUGAAAAAUGGCUUUUAGUCAACAUCCAAAACUACAAAUUUUUUGCAUGUGAGGAGUUAAAUAGGGAUGUGUGGAGCAAUAGCGCCGUUAAGGAGUUAGUAAAGACUAAUUUUAUAUUUUACCAAAUUAGUCAUGAUUCCAGUGAUGGAGAACGUGUUUGUAAUUAUUAUAGAGUCACUUCUUUUCCCUCACUUUUCAUUGUUGAUCCUCGUACUGGUGAACUCGUAACUACUAUCUUGCUUAAUCAACAAGAUCCUGUAACUUUCUGUGAUAGCUUAACUACAUUUUUGGAUCAAUUUCCUGAUCUCGCUACCAGAGAUAGAUUCAUCAUUGGUGGCCGUAUGUUUGGAGCCGAGCCGGAUGCAUUUGGUCCAGGGUAUAACCCAAAUGCUGCUGCCGAACCAGAAUGUAGUAGAUCUGUAGCUAUGGAGGAUGACAUGGAACCAGGUCCGAAAAUAACAAGAAAGAGGAAACCAAAGGAAGAGGACGGAGUCACUACAAAUAAAAAAUGUAAACCGAUGGCGAAAGAUGAUGUUGAAGAACUACUUAAUCAUGAUACGAAGUCACUAUCAGUGGUUGAUAAAGAUGAUUGGUUGAAAGAAGUGUCUCCCACUGGAUCUCCUUGUCGUAUUCGUCUCAAACUGCCUGAUGGACGUCUACAUACACUAGAGAUCACAGACGAGAGUAAACUAAAGGCAUUAAUAUCAUGUAUCAACGGGUUAGGAAUAUCCGGUCAUGAUCAUGUUUUUAUUCUAUCGUUUCCUCGAAGAGAAUAUUCCAUUGAUCACUCCGAGUGUACAUUGAAAAGUUUGGGGUUCACUAGAAAUGAAAUGGUACAUGUCGAGUUGAAAUAA